Molecule: messenger RNA, 570 nt
Organism: Striga asiatica
Lineage: Eukaryota; Viridiplantae; Streptophyta; Magnoliopsida; Lamiales; Orobanchaceae
Source: the annotation of a GenBank genome assembly
GAAACCCCACAAUUAUCCGCACCAUGGCCUGCCAAAAGUCGAAUCGUAAAACUCAAUUGCAUCGAACCUCAGUAUCUUUUGUUACUGGUCAGCCCCUGGGGUAUCAUGCGUCUUGGGGUUCGGAAUUUUACCGUGGACCUCAGUCCUGUGUCUAUCCGUAACCUGUUGAAAUCCCACCAUCCUUACGGUUUGAUGGGUGUCUGUCAAACAUAUCCGGUCGAAAGGGUUUCAACCUUAGCUCGGAUAGAGGGGUGUCGUGGUAAAGCUUUGUCAAGAAUUGACCAUAGUAGAUCCAUGCAUUUUGACAGGGUGUAUACUAUGUAUACUAAAAGGAAUCUUCCUUUUUCUCUUUGGAUCAGUAGGGGGCGUCCCCUUGACACUUAUGUUAGAGGUCAAAUUUUUUAUACUCUUAGGUACGAAUUUAGACCACGAGAAUUAAAAGUAGUGCCGGACGCACUUUUUUUUAAACCCGCACUUUCCGACGAGGUUACAAUAGAGGAGUUCUUUAGUGCCCCGCAGCCAUUGGCACACUAUGGUGUGCUGGUAAAAGCCCUCCCUGUCUUAGUCGAC